Molecule: messenger RNA, 3180 nt
Organism: Athene cunicularia (burrowing owl)
Lineage: Eukaryota; Metazoa; Chordata; Aves; Strigiformes; Strigidae
Gene: SH3BGRL
Product: SH3 domain binding glutamate rich protein like
Exons: 4
Coding region: 31-336 (101 amino acids)
Cellular component (GO): cytoplasm
Source: RefSeq, a predicted model, not a curated record
CGAGAAUCCUGAUCCCCAGGACUUUAGUACAUGGAGAUUAAAAAACAGCAACAAGAUGUGUUAGGUUUCUUGGAAGCCAACAAAAUUGAAUUUGAGGAGAAAGAUAUCGCCGCCAACGAGGAGAAUCGGAAAUGGAUGCGCGAGAACGUCCCUGAGGACAGCCGGCCAGCGAGCGGGAACCCUCUGCCGCCCCGGCUCUUCAACGACAGCCGGUACCUUGGGGACUAUGAAGCUUUCUUUGAGGCACGAGAGAACAAUGCAGUAUAUGCGUUUUUAGGCUUGACUGCACCGCCUGGUUCAAAGGAAGCCGAAGCACUGGCAAAGCAGCAAGCAUGAAUUUCAACUGCCUUAAAAUGUUCUGUAAAGGGAAUUUCCACAGCUUUUUAUAAAAUAGUACAAUUGUCUCUGCUUCAAGAAAUAUAGAUGUGAUUUCUAACAUUUGAUUGGUGCUUGCAGCAUUCACCGUACGUAAUACAAAUCUGAACACAAGAUGAAAAUGUGAACUUAAAGGUAGAGAGCACGGGGUGUAUUAUUACAAAGUUGGAAGCAUAGGAAACUGAAGCAAUUAGACAUGAACGAUUUUCAUGGAGUUUAAACUGUCUUGGCAAUUUGUUCAUUUUGUGUAAACUUCAAGAAACUAUUUUAAUACUAAUAAUACAGAUGGGGUUAUACCUAGAGAUCCAACUAUUUAAAAUAUGGAAAACAAGCAACAGCAUCUAAAACCUUGUCAAAUACCAACUUUAGUGCCUGAGUUGCCUCAAAAAAAAAAAAAUGUUACUGAAUUAACACAGUAAUUUUUCAGUGUCUUUUCUGGUUUUGGAUGAAAUUGUAGGUGGUAUCGUGUAGUAUAGCCAUUGUAGUCACUUUUGAAAGUUGUGUUUGUUCUUUUGUAGAAUGGUUAUUUAAGAUUUGUAUUGUAACACACUGUACAGAUGAAAAAAAAAAAACCACAAACAAAAAAACAAAAUGCCAUGUAUUUCUCAUUUAAGUGAUGCGUGUGGGCUCUUUUGACAAAGAAAAAGGGAUUUGGGUAAUGGCCAGCCUUUCCGUUGGCAGGUUCAGCACACAGCUGCCUAAGCGUGACUCCAUUGCAUGUCUGUGGGCAGGAUUCAGGGCACCUCAGUGAAGUAUGUGCUAAUUCCCAGGCGAUGUUGCCAAUAAGCCAAAACGGCCAGAAAUGGCAUUUCCUUACCUAUGUAAGGGCGAAAGCCUUUGAUCUAUUUCUCUACAAAACUACCAGUUCACACUGCUUCUAGCGUUAGGCAUCUUAUUGCAUGUUCAUGUAGUCAUUAGAUUCAUAGAGUAUUUUUUCAAACAAGGAAAUAAAUGUUUGAAUAGCAAGAACUAUUGUAAUUAACCAAGACUUUUUUUUUUUUUUUUUUUAAGGUUUAAAAACUUUUUUUCCAUUGUUAUUGCCAUAUCAUGAAGCUAUUACAGGAAUUGCAAAUCUAUUAAAGUGUCUUGUAUCGGUGAAUUUACCAUGUGCAAUAUUAACCUGUCUGUUCUCCCAGUGCUCAUGAGAUAAUCUGUAUUUCUUGGCCAUAUUCUGCAAAAAUACAAGCAAUUACAAGUGCCCUGAAGGAUGAGAAACAGGUUUAAAAAGUGUGAGGGUAAUUUAAAAUGCAUUUUGCACCACAUAAUGUACUUACUCCCCAGAAGUAUCAAAAGACAGCAAGAUAAUUAGUCCUUGCUCUGGUUAGAGGAUCAUUCUAAUAGCUGUGCACACACACAUUUUGAUUUUUUUGUUUUAUGAAGACGGAGAAGCAGGUGGUGCAGAUCUGCAGAAGGCUGCAGCGUACCAUCGCCGUGCGGUCCUUUCACACCGAUGCUGUAAAACGUGUGCUGUGCUUUUCAGAUCCCUUCUGACACGGAUUACAGUUCAUAGUUUGGGAGUCUGAAAUUAGGAGCAGGAUAAAAGUGAAAACUCCACGUUUGCAAAGACGUUCUGAAGGGCUGUAAUUAAAUACUUCCCUCACCAACAUUUCUUUGGGGCUUUUGUAGUGCUUCCGUGCACUGCAAGCGAUGAUUUUGUCAACAUCUGGUAAAAGGGAAGUGCAGGUAGUUGCUUUGGUUGGAGCAGCUCUGCCUCUAGACAGCUCGUGAUUCCGCAGACGUCUGAGUGAGCAGGAUCUAGCGCGGAGCCAAGUUAGGUAAAACGACAUUCAGUUCGUGUUUUAUCUUUUUUCGAUUUGGGAGCCUGGGAGUCAGUCUGAAGCUUGUGCUUAUGAAAGCAAGCAGAGUAUCAAAAGGCAUAGGGAUAGAUUAAUGUUGCCUUACCUUCAAGAUUAACACAUGCAUUUGUGCUUUUUCAUUAACAGGCUUUAUCAGCAAAUAUUGAAAUCUUGUGAAAUUUAUUUUAAGAUCUUUCGGGGAUGGAAGUUAAGUUACAUCCAGUGUCUGAUUCGUGUUGUCCGCUGUGAUUUCAUCUUUCUGAACCGAGGUGAUUUUCCUUUCUUAAUAUUGGCACAGCCUCUCUCAGUGUCUAAACUAACGGUCAAAGUUUUGAGAACGUAUGUAAGAGUCCUAAGUGAAGUUUUGCGAAGAAAGCGGAAUUUGACACACGAGUCACUAUACUCACACCAAUUUGCUGCGUUUCCUGGGAAAGUAUGGUGUAAGUUUUGUGAAUUACAGUCAUUAUUUUGGAGAAGCUGUAAUUGGAAGCCGCUGCCAAAUUCUGUCAGUUCAGCGACCCAAAACAUUCUGAAACGAGGUCAGUCUCUGUUUCUGACGGUCAAGAAAAUUGCCAAGUUUAAGAAAGCAAAGUCACUUCCCUCCUCUGGUCCCCCGCCCUUGCCAUAUGGUAGCGUUCAAACUGUAUCAGCAUUCCUCUGAAAGCUCUGUCGAGACAGACUGAAUUAUUUCUUUGUCCGGGGAACAAGGCACCGACACAGACUGAAAAAUACCGAAAAUAUCUCUUUGUUGUGGGACUGCGUGUCAAACUUCCAUUCAUUUUGAUGCAGGUAUCUUGCUUGGCUUUAGGAGUGCUAGGAAUCUGUUGCCUAUAUGCUGGUUUUCUGUUUCCCUUACCUGUAUUAGAUUAACGAUGGGAGCAAGAACUGAAUUUGUUCAUUUCUUUAUUUUUUUUUCUUCCUAUGUAGAGGGCAGGCAUUGAGGAUUUAACCUGUAUAUUAACCAUUCCUGUAUCAUUCCAAUAAAAUUGUUUUAGAAUGCUUUCUCACA